UUGGGAGCAUUCUCUUUAUGCACGAGCUAGUAUAUAUAGGCAGAGGGACUAAUUGAAGGGAUGGUAUAUAAAUGGCAUAGGCCAUUGAGAGUGGAAGAGUGCAUAUAUAUAAUAUAUAAAUAGAAUAAACUAAUUAAGGGUUUGUGAUAAGAUGGGGAAAGGAAGAGCACCAUGUUGUGAUAAGACUCAAGUUAAGAGAGGUCCAUGGAGCCCUUCAGAAGAUCUUAAGCUCAUUGCUUUCAUCCAAAAAUAUGGCCAUGAAAAUUGGCGUGCUCUCCCAAAACAAGCAGGGCUUUUGCGCUGUGGAAAAAGUUGUCGUUUAAGAUGGAUCAAUUAUCUUAGGCCUGAUGUGAAGAGAGGUAAUUUUACACCAAAAGAAGAGGAAACCAUAAUAAGGCUACAUAAGGCCUUGGGAAACAAGUGGUCAAAGAUUGCAUCAAGUUUGCCUGGUAGGACUGACAAUGAAAUCAAGAAUGUGUGGAACACCCACUUAAAGAAAAGAUUGACUGCCAAAAAAUGUUCAGAUUCAAGUGCAGAUGAAUCCAAGCCAGAGUCAUCAAUAACUUCCUCCUCUUCUUCUUCAUCUGAAUCAUUUUUCUCAAAUGAGACACCGAAUUCACCGAAGACCACAACACUUGGUAAUGAAUUUAAUGACCAAGCAUCACAAGUGACAGAUAAAAUUGAGCAGGAUUCAGAUAAACAAGUAUCUAAUGAACUUAAUGGCAUCAUCACUAAGGAUCCAAAAGAGUCAUCAGUUUCUUUUUCAUCUAUUGGGUCAAAUAUUGUAACCACAAGCCAAAAUGUUGCAUACAAAGAAAAACAACAAUUGGCUUCUCCAUUAUCUUACCUAGGACCCUAUGAUUUUAGCAGUAUGUUAGAAGAGGUGGAUAAACCAAACCAUCUAUUUGAAAGACCCUGGGAAUCAGAUUUUGUUCUUUGGAAAAUCUUACGUGAUGAUAGCCUUGGAUCUUUCCAAUCAAAUGAAGUCCAAUUAGGUGAGUUCCUAGCCUGCCAAAACAGUAUUCUUGGAGAAGAGAUUGUUCAAGAUGUUGAAGCAAGGAAGUGGUUCCAUGAUUUUGAGGAUGAGUUUGGAAUUGUAGAUGAGAUAAAGGAGUCAAACAAUGAUCAUUUCCUGCCAAAGAAUUAUGCAGUUGAACCAGAAAUAGACCACACUCAGACAUUUGAUUUUGAUGACAUCACAAGACCAGAAUCUGAAUUAGACUUUGGUUAUAUUCAAUUAUGGUCAUCUUGGCCUCAAAAUACUAGUCUUUAGUUUAAUACAAACCACUAGUUGGAAAAGAAGUCCAUUUUAGAAUAGUGAAAUUGUGAUUUAUUUAGUAGGUACACUAACUAUGGUAAAUUAAUGAAGCAGAUCGGGUCGUUUUGAUAUAUGUGGGUUUCAUGUAUCCUCCACAAAAUCAAAUCAGAACAAGUUGUUGAUUGAAGCAUAAAUAUGCAGUAUAAUGUAUUGAAUGAAUUGUUGGUAAACAACAACUAUCACACUCACUGAAAGUGGGUAGGUGAUAUUCUCUACUUACUGCCACUAGUGAGACAUUUUUUCUUCAUUUCCCCACACCUUUGCAGAAUUGAAACAGCCUUGCAAGUACAAGACUUGCAUCGUAUUUACCAAGUCAAUUUCCGGUUGGAAAACAACUCUAGAGGAUUUUUGUGGGGAGACAGAGUUGAAAAAGAAAGUUAAUUAAUGGAGUGGUUUGGCCUAUUAUUUGUAAGCCAAAGAGAGAAGGUGGUAUUGGGUUACGCAGUACUCGUCAUAUGAAUUCUUCAUAUGUGAUGAAAAAUUGUUGGGAGCUGUGCAAGUGUUGAAAGCUACAUAUAAGGUUGUGUUUGAAUUGAAGGAUGAAUUUGGGAGAGUGGAAAAGGAAAGAUUUGAAGAGAAAGAAACUGGAAAGUGAGAUUGUUUGGAUUAAGGGAAAGAUAGUGGAAAGUGGGUGGAAAGUUUGUAAAAAUUUGUGUAGAAAUUAAUUGAUGUGAUAGAUAAAAAUA
Molecule: messenger RNA, 2004 nt
Organism: Cajanus cajan (pigeon pea)
Lineage: Eukaryota; Viridiplantae; Streptophyta; Magnoliopsida; Fabales; Fabaceae
Product: transcription factor MYB58
Source: RefSeq, a predicted model, not a curated record